CCCUAUCGCGUGAUUAUCCAGCCAAGCGAAAAAAGGAAAAAGAAAAAGGAAAAACAAUAGCUGAUUCGGACCCCCGAAAACCGGAUUUCGAAACCCUAAUCGGAUCUCCCAAAUAGCUCCGUAGAAGAAAGAAGAUGACGGGAGUAACCAAUCAAGAGGAGGACAAGAAACCCGCUGAUCAAACGGCUCACAUCAAUCUCAAAGUCAAAGGCCAGGACGGGAAUGAAGUGUUCUUUAGGAUUAAAAGAAGUACUCAACUAAAGAAACUUAUGAAUGCUUAUUGUGAUCGGCAAUCGGUGGAUUUCAACUCUAUUGCCUUCCUUUUCGAUGGUCGCCGUCUGCGGGGCGAGCAGACUCCGGAUGAGUUGGAAAUGGAGGAUGGGGAUGAGAUCGAUGCAAUGCUGCAUCAAACUGGUGGUACCAUGGCCUAACUAGCUAGCUUAUUUAUAGGUUUACUACCUAGUAGGAUUCAAAUGGUAGUAUUUGUAAGAUUAGGAUCUAUAUAUAUUAAACCUCUUGAAACCGUGAGGUCCGCUAGUGCAAUGUGCCUCACCACUACUCUUCAGUAUGAGUAUUUACGAACUCCGAGUUAGGUAGACGUAGUUCAUGUAUUUAUCUUUAUGAAAUAAUACUCAAGAAGUUUGAGAUAAAA
This is a messenger RNA of Gossypium raimondii (Peruvian cotton), 652 nucleotides long. RefSeq names its product small ubiquitin-related modifier 1. Gene Ontology annotation, molecular function: ubiquitin-like protein ligase binding; protein tag activity. The record is from RefSeq and is a predicted model, not a curated record. Gene Ontology annotation, cellular component: nucleus. Gene Ontology annotation, biological process: protein sumoylation. Bases 135 to 431 code for a protein of 98 amino acids. The transcript has 3 exons. Lineage: Eukaryota; Viridiplantae; Streptophyta; Magnoliopsida; Malvales; Malvaceae.